Messenger RNA from Drosophila biarmipes, 396 nucleotides. RefSeq lists its product as uncharacterized. The record is from RefSeq and is a predicted model, not a curated record. NCBI's taxonomy places the organism in Eukaryota, Metazoa, Arthropoda, Insecta, Diptera, Drosophilidae. Bases 75 to 341 code for a protein of 88 amino acids. The transcript has 2 exons.
CAACAGUCAUCCGACUAGCAUCCAAGCGGCAAUAUCUCGAAGUUUAAGUUUCGAAGUUAACACAAAAUACCAAGAUGUUCCGCAUUAUCGCUGUGAUCUUUGCCCUGGCUGCCAUGGCCUUCGCUGCUCCUGGUUACAUUGAGCCCUCCUACGGAGUGGUUCCUGUGGCUCACGUGGUUCCCGUGGUGAAACACGUUCCGGUGGUGAAGCAGGUUCCGGUGGUGCAGCACGUUCCCGUGGUCAAGCACGUCCCAGUGGUGCAGCAUGUCCCCGUGCUGAAGUCCUACGGAGUAGCAUCCUAUGGAGUGCCCGCCUACGGACACCAGAUCUACCACGGUUAAAUUUGGAAAAAAACACUAUUGACAAUGACCGGAAAUAAAUAAAUUGACUAAAUUG